AUGCCCUCAACAAUAACAACUGUGUGCUAUAUCACUGAUCGACAAGAAUCCAUUACAAACAAAACUCUCAAUGUUGUUAAGGCUGCUGGGGUGUUGCGUCCUAAAAAUAAUGCCUCUGCACUAAAUCUUCUUUUAAUAGGCUUUUACUCGCAAGACAAAACCCAAAAAUCCACCUUGGCGUCCUUCUCAACUGAAGACAUUAUAUUAUCCGAAGUUGUUCACCUUGCUAUUGAUCCAAGCAAUUUGCCGAUAUUUCCUACCUUAAUAAAUAUGACGGCCAUCGCAAUUGAACUUCCCCAAGUUGAAUCUGAUAACGUUAUUUUAACC
This is a messenger RNA of Racocetra persica, 327 nucleotides long. The record is from the annotation of a GenBank genome assembly. Lineage: Eukaryota; Fungi; Glomeromycota; Glomeromycetes; Diversisporales; Gigasporaceae.